AUGGUGAACUUUGUGGAUGUCUACAAGUAUUCUGAUCUAAUAGCAUCGAUUCUUGGUCUGAUGAUUAACGUUACUUUAAUGACAGCCAUCUUCAGGACGAACAGAAAGGGAUUCCAUGCUUAUUCGUAUCUUCUCAUCGUGCCUUGUCUUAAUGAUUUCAUCUUUUCGUCAUAUCAACUUCUAGUACAACAUGUAAGUCAAUAUGAAGGAACGGGGAGGGGUGUUUGGACAGAUUUUUGAAAAUUUUGAAUCUGAUUUUUGUUAUUUUUUGUAAAAAACAUAUCCUUUUCAUUGAUAUUCUUUUUAAUUUUUCUUUUCGAAUAUCGUGUGGUGCUUGAUUUAGGUAAAAAAUGUGAUUUUAGUUGAUCAAAGUAGACAAGGGUACCAUCUACAUAUUUCCACAUGGCAUUGAAAGGCUUGUCCCUGAAAACACUUACUGGAUUUUUGCAUUUUUUCAUCUUUUUACCAUUACAAAUACGUUUACAACACAACCAGCGAUAUACCACUACCGAUAUGUACUGAUCACUAAAGUUGGGUGAGUGACAACUUUAGUUUUAUGUUUUAGCACAAUUGAUACGUAAAAGAAUUUGAAAAACAAUGUAAACUGUCAAUAUUAAGCUAAUUGAACAUAAUGUUUCAGACAAGGCGGGCCGACUUUGAAGCUUCUACUGCGUAAUAUAUGCAUAUCAGUGAUAGGAUCUUCUAUUGUUGGAGUUUGUUUCGCCGCGUCGAUCCAACAGACAUUUCACCGUGGUAAAGAGUUCUACAUACGAGAGCUGACUCCGCUAUGGUUCAAUCCUGAUGGAAGUACUGGGUUUCUCUAUGCUUCUAAUUGGGUAUGUUAAUAUAUUAGUAGAUUUUAAGAAAAUUUUUCAAUUUUUGGUACUACUGCUUUUGUAUACCAACAAAUUUGUGUUUACUUUUGUUUUAUAUUAGCAUAGCUGUAACCUCAGACUAAACUUCAAUUUAUAACUAUUUACAUGGCAACUUAUUAUCUAAAAAGCCAUUUUUAAAGGGUUUCUAGAACAUAAUUAAAAAAAGUAUUAUAGUAACAUAUUAUGAAAUCUAAUAAUUGAAUGCUUAUUAUAUUUUUGUAGGCAGACUUUAUACUGGUAUGUUUUAUUUCAGGACGAUCUAAUCACCAAGAUAUACGUAGCUUCAGUGGUAAUUGUGUACUCGAUAGCUAACAUUCUGGCCUUUUACUUGAUCAUUAUAUCAGUCAAAAGUGUUCAUGUUCAGACAGCAUCAGUCAGCGAAAACACUCGACAUUUGAGGUCACAAUUUACAAAAACAUUGAUUAGUCAGGUAAAUGUUGUUAUAACAUAAUUUGUUGUACCAUAAUUUUACAGUACAUUUACCUAUGAUGUUUUUCUAUAAGCUUGUGGUACAUUUGUACUUACUUACAGUAAGAACUGGGUAACUAACGUUAAUAACGUACCUUUUUUAGACAUUGGUACUCACUGUGCUAGCGCUAAUACCAUGUACAAUAUAUAUGGCAGCGUUGGUAUUUCAACUACGUGGUGAAUAUCUUGGUAGUAUCGUACUAGGCCCAGUAUCCUGGUUUCCUUGUAUCAAUGGUCUUCUACCAAUGUACUUUGUACGAGCAAUAAGAGGCUUUGUACUUGGGUUAGUAGGUAUCCACAAAGGAGAACCAACUUCUAUCAAUAUCAAGAGUAACAACACUUCUACAGUAUCAUCGGCUUCUAAGGUUGUGGAGGAGAUCUGA
Molecule: messenger RNA, 1726 nt
Organism: Bursaphelenchus okinawaensis
Lineage: Eukaryota; Metazoa; Nematoda; Chromadorea; Rhabditida; Aphelenchoididae
Source: the annotation of a GenBank genome assembly